Messenger RNA from Pieris macdunnoughi, 1131 nucleotides. Lineage: Eukaryota; Metazoa; Arthropoda; Insecta; Lepidoptera; Pieridae. The record is from the annotation of a GenBank genome assembly.
AUGUAUUUACUUGUCGUGUUUUGUUUUAUAUUGGGAAGUCGGGCACAAAAUUUUAUAGAUUUUAAUAAAAGAGUGAACAUUUUCGGUAUAGAGUUAAUGUAUUUUACGCAUCAAGAAAUAAAUAAUACAUUGAUAUCGCCGUUCGGAGUGUGGAGUGUUCUUACAGGGUUGACCACCGGCGCCACAAGUGUGAGUAAAACUCAGCUGUACGACAUUCUGCGCCUCCCCAACAAUGACGUAAGAAUAACAGAUGCCUAUAAAAAUUUGACGCAGAUUGUAUUAAACAAUACCAUUGUUCAAAGCAAGAAUAAUUUGUAUUACCAUAUGAAUAAUACAAUUUCGAAACAAUUUGAAAAUGAUCUGACUGAUCACUUCGAUAUUCUAGCAAUAAAGCUUGAUUUUAGAGAAUCGCACUCGGCUGCGUUGGUAGCGAAUACAAUUGUAUCCGACGCUGGAAUCAAAACCAAUAAUGUAUUAAACGAUACUGAUUUUACAGACGCAAAUGUGAUAUUGACCUGUGUCAUUAAGUUUAGUGGUCUCUUCGAAUCACCGUUUAGUAAGGACCGGACAACAAUUCGGCCAUUUUACGUAAGCCCCAAUGAUAUUAAAGAAGUGAAUAUGAUGAAGCAAAUUGGACAAUUUCGUUAUUCCAAAAUCGAUUCUAUAAAAUCAGAAGUAAUCGAAAUGCCUUAUACAAAAUAUAAUAUAUCAAUGAUUGUGAUUCUUCCCAACAGAAAUGUGUCCCUAGAUGAUUUAUAUGAAGGUUUUAGACGAACAUCUAUUGAAGAUGUUGUGCGCAAACUGGAAGUGGAAGAAAAGGAGAUAGUGUCAGUUUCAAUACCAAGAUUUAAAAUAAGAUCAAAUUUAAUUUUAAAUACACCUUUGAGUCUAAUGGGUUUAGAUAUUUUUACACCAUACGCGAGAUUUAGUGAAACGUCAAAUAAUUUUUAUAUUUCCAAAUUGGUGCAUAAAGUUGAUUUGGAACUUAUUGAAUCCGGUAUAAAUAAUCAAUUACAAUUGAAUCCCGCCAAGAUCUUCGUAGCGGAUCGUCCAUUCGUCUAUGUGAUUGUAGAGAGAACUACAAAAACAUCUGUAAUUAGCGGCAUUUUCACGAGGCCUACGCUGUAUUAA